Molecule: messenger RNA, 2260 nt
Organism: Dermatophagoides pteronyssinus (European house dust mite)
Lineage: Eukaryota; Metazoa; Arthropoda; Arachnida; Sarcoptiformes; Pyroglyphidae
Source: RefSeq, a predicted model, not a curated record
UUGAACCAGGUGGCUGAUAAUUAUUAUCAUCAUUAAAUUGAAUUUAAGGAUUUAAGAAUGAAGAAUUCUUGAUAUAAUCCUGGAGAUUAUAUUCCCGGUUGAUAACUAUGUCUUUUCGUGAUUUUUUAGAAUUUUUCAGUUCACGUCGUUUAAAACGACAUGAUAAAUUAUUCUUGCGAAAACGAUCGAUUCUUAUGAUAUGUGGAUUACUUUUGAUUUUGUAUUUGAUUUCAUUGUUUUUUAAUCGAUUCAAUGUUACUCGUUUUAAAAAAGAAGAUUUCACUUCUCUUUGUAUUGAUAAAUUUGUACAAUCAUUUCAUUCUGAAAUUGAAUCAUCCGAUUCAAGUGUUUGGAUUCCAUUCGAAAAUCAUCCAUCAACUUUGCCGAUUGUUGUUGAACCAACUUCAUCAUCAUUCGGAACUACUUACUAUCCGAGUAUCAAUGAAAUUUCGAAAAAUUCUUUUAUUCCAUUCGUUGGAAAUGGUAAAUUUUCUAUUGUUCCAAUCGAAAAUUUAGAAAAUGGUGCACGAUUUCAUAUUAUGGGCAAACGUAUCCUUGAUUCGCCCAUACCUUUUGAUCCGAUUAUCAAUGUAGAAGAAUUUGGGACUCAUACUAAAUCUGCCUACAUAUCACGUUAUCGUAAAGGAAUUGUCGAAAAAUUAACCUGCAGUAAUUAUGGUGGUGGUAUCAUAUCUAUUCAUGAAAUUUUUUCCGCUCAUCGUUUAAUACCGGUGUUAUUCACACAGGAUAUUCGUAUUUCGAAUCCAACGAAUUCCCCGGUUAUUUUGAGUUUAUCUCGUCGAGGUUGGUCAAACAAAUCUGUCGUUAGUAAAUCUAUUGGUGUUAUGACUAAAGAUCAUCGUGAAUAUUCAAUGAUUGUUGCACCAAUACAGCAUACCGAAACAUUCAAUAGCAAACAAUCUAAUCGAUCACCAAAAGCACGGCUAAUUGCAAUUGCUUAUACAUCGUUGCAUAACACAAUUGAAGUUCAUCCAAAUGAUCAUCUUUCUUUAACCGUUCAUACAUUCAUUAAUUACACUGACGUUUUCAAACAUGAAUCUGAAAUGCAAGCUGCAAUACCAGAACUAAAAGUUUCGUUACGAGAAACGGUCAAAAAAUUGAUUGAUUUUUCCGAUACAGCGUUGCAACAAUAUCAUGAACAUGCAUGGGAAAAAAUUUGGUCUUCUGGUUUUAGCAUUUCGCAUUCACAUGCACCGAAUGUCAUCAAUGGUUAUCAGAUAAAUGCUACUCUUUAUUAUAUGCUAUCCCAACGUUCGAUGUUAUUGCCAAAUCAAUCCGAUCAACAAAGCAAUUCUGUAUUGGAAAAUUUUAACACAGAAUUAUCAAGUUUUAUCGAAAUGGAAACAAUAAACCGAUCAUUGAUCUAUCGACCAGAUCGAUGUUAUCAUGGUCAUUCAACGUUGCACGCUCCUCGAUUAUGGGACCGUCUUGAUUCAGUCAACGAUCUUUAUCGAGUAAUUUCUUUAUGGUUUUUAACAUUAGAGAAACAAAGUUGUGAACAUUUAAUAAAAACAAAUGCUCGUGAUGUUUUACAAGCAUUCAUUAUCAGUUUGAUCGGAUUACGAUUCACUCCAAGACACAUUGAAUUUCAUUCACACCCAAAUGAUCUUCAAAGAUCAUUUCUAAUUCGACGUUUAAUGUAUGAUGAUAAGACUUUGCUUAACAUUAGCAUUGUGAUUAAUGAUGAAAACAAAGCUUUAAUUCGUGUUUCCAUUGAAAAUCACAACAAAUUAAAGGAAUAUUAUGCUUGUGAUGCCGGUUGUUUAGAUGCACCAGUUCAUCUAACAUCAAAUCCACAAGAAUUUCCCGUCAAAUUAACUGAACCAUUAACACCUUUACUUUAUAUUACAUCCGAUCGAGAACAUGUACAAGAAUUAAAACAUUCUAUUCAUGUAAAAGAAAUUAGUGAAGCUCCACCACAUGAACAUCAAACAAUUGCUUUACAUCGUUAUGGCCAUUCACUUGGUGGUUUACCUAAUUUUUUCUGGAUAUCCAUGAUCUUCCUUAUUAUUGUAUUUCAUUUAUUUCUUGGUAAAUUGAUCUACAAUGAAUAUUUUAAUGCAAAUAAUAUACCAUAUGAACGUACUCCUUAUCGUAAUAUUGGACGUUAUUCAAUGUAAAUAUUUCAUGCACAUCUUAUAUUAUUUAAAAAAAAACAAAAACAAAUCAAUUUAUUCAAGUGUCUGUGAUGAUAUAUUUGUCUGAUCAAUUUUUUUUAAUUGUAAAAAAUGCCAUUCAA